This is a messenger RNA of Archocentrus centrarchus (flier cichlid), 2301 nucleotides long. RefSeq names its product serine (or cysteine) peptidase inhibitor, clade H, member 2 (gene serpinh2). Gene Ontology annotation, cellular component: endoplasmic reticulum. Gene Ontology annotation, biological process: collagen fibril organization; negative regulation of endopeptidase activity. Gene Ontology annotation, molecular function: serine-type endopeptidase inhibitor activity. The record is from RefSeq and is a predicted model, not a curated record. Lineage: Eukaryota; Metazoa; Chordata; Actinopteri; Cichliformes; Cichlidae. Bases 104 to 1375 code for a protein of 423 amino acids. The transcript has 5 exons.
GUAAACUUCCUCUGCCACGUCCGAGCUCCCACUUCCUGUGGAGCUCAGCAGCGAGGACAGCGGCGGAGAGCGGGGACACACGUGAAUUAAUGAACGAACUGCCAUGCUGCCCAGACUCCCUUUCUGUCUCCUAAUUUCUCUGCCAGUUCUCCUGGUGCAAGGGAGCGCCGCUAAUUCAUCCAAGAAGAGCCCCGAUGCCCCAGCCAGCCCAGUACCUCACCCUCCACCUCCUCCUCAGGGUGACCCGACCUGGACCCUAGGUCUGCGGCUGUACCGGGCCCUCCGCUCUGACUCAAGCGCAGGAAAUAUCCUCUUCUCUCCUCUGCUGGUGGCCUCCUCGCUGGGAGCACUGGGGGAAGGUUCAGCUGGUAACACUGCCAGCCAGGUCCGAGAUCUCCUCAAGCCACCGUCCCCCAUCAAGGCGGGGACACAGGUUCUGGAACUUCUGUCCGAGGCAUUGAAGAGCUUCGGUGAAGCUAACGGGACCAGCUUUCACCUGCGUGCGUCCUCAGCUGUGUUUUCAAAGCAGGUUCCUCCAGUCAACCAGGCCUUUGUGAAGCAGAGCCAGACUAGGUUCAGGGUGCAGCAUCAGGCUCUGGGGAAAGGAGACACAAAGGCUGACCUGAAGCAGCUUCAGGAUUGGGCUAAGGCUGGCCUUAGUGGACUGGAAGGGGCUCCUUUGGAGGCAGAAAUCAAGGCUGGGGCUGGAGCUUUGAUCCUAACAAGUGCAGUGCAUUUCAAAGGGCUGUGGGAGAGAGAGUUCAGUGAGCAUAAAGCAGAUCGGCGUACCUUCUUGGGGAAGAAAUACACCAAAGUGGUGAUGAUGCACAGAGCAGGUUUGUACCGGUUCUAUGAAGACACUGACAACAUGGUGCAAGUUCUGGAGGCCCCUCUGUGGGGAGGCAAGGCCAGAGUCGUGCUCUUGCUGCCCUUUCACGUCGAAAAUCUGGCUAGGUUGGAAAAGCUGCUGACCCUGGAGUUGCUGUCCAAGUGGCUGGAGAAGGCCAGUGUAACCAGUGUGGCCAUAUCUCUGCCCAAGGCGAACAUCACGUGCACGCUCAGUCUGCAGAAACAGUUGUUUGCUCUGGGCUUGACCGAUGCCUGGGACCAGACGUUGGCUGAUUUCUCUGGGGUGUCGGACAAGAGCAAAGGAAAGAUUCACCUUGGUGGGGUCCUCCACUGGGCUUCCCUGGAGCUGGCUGCUCAGGCAGGGAAAGAAGAUGCUGAUCUAGAGGAGGAGCACAUUGAUAAGCCCAAGUUGUUCUACACUGAUCACCCCUUCAUUUUCUUUGUUAGAGACAGCACUACCGGAGCCCUGCUGCUGAUGGGAGCUCUGGACCACGCAGAGGGGGAGGCGUUCCAUGAUGAACUGUAGCAUCCUCCUGUGCUCUCCUUCUUUUUCUUAUCUUUCGUGUUGCUUUCCUUUUCGCAUCCCCUCUCAAAGACUGCACACCCCGGUUUCUGAGUCGAGACAUUGUCAUUCACUGUAGCACACUAUCACAUCAGACUACGUCUGGCUGUCAUACUUUGACACCGCGUAGUCUCACACUGACUGACACCGACACCACCAUACCCGACAGAGUCACACACGCAUAGCAUCACCAACAUGGCAUAUAGAGCAAAAAUACUGUACAAGACAUUACUAAAGUUGACGGAUACAGCAAAAACACUAACUUUGAGAGACUCCCUGCUGCCACACACACACACAAGGACUCAGUGAUCAAGUCAACACAAUGCAAGAAGAUGACAAGCAUGACAAACAAGGGUGCACUGACAAACACUAACACGGCGACAAGUACAAGUGGUUAUACUGACACAACACUUAGUUGAACCAACAAAGAACCAACAAACAGAAACUCGCAGUGACACUUGAAACUUCCCUGUCAGGGCAGGUGUGUGCGUGUGUGUUUGUGUGGUGACCGACAGAUCAAGGAUGCCCCUGUGGCCGCUCUCUGAGCUGGCAAGGACCUAUGGCGGGGUCCCCAGGGCUGCAUCCAAGGAAGACUGAUGGUUCAGCCAAGUGCUUAUUGAUGAGCCAGCUUAAUGCUAAUGACUGUAAUGCGUUACAACGCUUGUCAACAACACGGAGAGGACGGGGAACCUUUUAAUCUCUUAAUGCCAUCAGGGAUCAAUGACACCAUUAUGCUGUUGGAAACAAACAAGACUGACAUCGCUUGAUGUGACUGGAACAACUUAAUAUUUAGAAAGGCUCCAGCAGUCUCAUGAGUUAUCAAUGUUCAUUUGAAUUUCUUUUUUUUUUUUAUAACUGUGUUGAAUAAAGGGCAAGUUUUUUUUCAAAAA